AUUAUGAGAAGAAACUUCACCUCAGUGACUGAGUUCAUCCUCCUAGGACUGAGCAAUCGCCAGGAACUGUAGAUUCCCCUCUUCCUGCUGUUUCUGGCCAUUUAUGUGGCCACGGUGGCAGGGAAUCUUGGCAUGAUUGUGCUCAUCCAGGUCAGUGCCCGGCUCCACACACCCAUGUACUUUUUCCUGAGCCACUUAUCCUUUGUGGAUCUGUGUUUCUCUUCCAAUGUGACUCCAAAGAUGCUGGAGAUUUUCUUAUCAGAGAAGAAAACCAUUUCCUAUGCUGCUUGUCUGGUGCAGUGUUACUUUUUUAUUGCCUUGGUCCACGUGGAGGUCUAUAUCCUGGCUGUGAUGGCCUUUGAUCGGUACAUGGCCAUUGGCAACCCUCUGCUUUAUGGCAGCAAAAUGUCCAAGGGUGUGUGCACAUCCCUCAUCACGGUGCCUUACGUUUACGGAGCACUCACUGGCCUGAUGGAGACCAUGUGGACCUACAAUCUAGCCUUCUGUGGCCCCAAUGAAAUUAAUCACUUCUACUGUGCUGACCCACCUCUGAUUAAGCUGGCUUGUUCUGACACUUACAACAAAGAAAUGUCAAUGUUUGUUGUGGCUGGCUGUAACCUUUCCUUUUCUCUCCUCAUCAUCCUGAUUUCCUACUUGUAUAUUUUUCCUGCUAUUCUGAAGAUUCAUUCCACAGAAGGCAGGCACAAAGCGUUCUCUACCUGUGGCUCCCAUCUGACAGCUGUCACCAUCUUCUAUGCAACUCUUUUCUUCAUGUAUCUUAGACCCCCCUCAAAGGAAUCUGUGGAGCAGGGAAAAAUGGUUGCUGUAUUUUAUACCACGGUAAUCCCCAUGUUGAACCCCAUGAUUUAUAGCCUUAGAAAUAAAGAUGUGAAAGAGGCAUUAACCAGAGAGCUGUUAAGGAAGAAACUAUUUUCUUAA
Molecule: messenger RNA, 939 nt
Organism: Diceros bicornis minor
Lineage: Eukaryota; Metazoa; Chordata; Mammalia; Perissodactyla; Rhinocerotidae
Product: olfactory receptor 5M8-like
Exons: 1
Biological process (GO): sensory perception of smell; G protein-coupled receptor signaling pathway
Cellular component (GO): membrane
Molecular function (GO): G protein-coupled receptor activity; odorant binding; olfactory receptor activity
Source: RefSeq, a predicted model, not a curated record